AAACGUGUUCAAAAUGCCUGAAGCAAGCACAGCCGUGUUCGAGAAGGAUAAUUUCAAUGCAGAAAAGUACGUGAAAAAUCUAGUGCAAGAUUGUGUCGGCGGUCCGGAACUGCAGCAAACGAAGCAAAAAAUCCAAGCCCUAAGUGAGACCGUAUCAUCGACGCUGAAAAAACAUGUGUACGAAAAUUACAUGCAGUUCAUCGAGACGGCAAAGGAAAUCUCGCAUCUCGAGUCGGAAAUGUAUCAACUGUCGCACAUAUUGAUCGAACAGCGUAAUUUACUAACAACACUGCGGGAUGAAUCGUUGCUGGACGAUCAGAAAAACAUUAUCGAAGAGCAAAGCCUCGAUCCGAAUGUGAACGAGGAGCAACAAAACCGGAAAGCAAUACAGCUCAUUAAGGAAUCGUUGAUCGGCUACAAGGGAAAUCUCGAUGAUAAAGUGUUCAUCCACGAAGGUGGGCUGAUCGAGCUGGAUUCGAACGAUUAUCGACCCAUUUGUCGCAUCCAUCUGUUUUUGUUCAACGAGGUGCUCGUACUGGCCAAAGUGCGAAAUGAGAAAAAGCUUGAAUUCCAAACCGAAUACGAAACAAAGAAGAUCGCCGUCAUCAACAUCAAAGAUCUCGACGGGGUGAACAAAAAUGCGAUCAAUGUCAUCACCAGCGAUGGUGCACGCAUGUUCCAGUGCAUAAACUCAGCCACCAAGCAGGACUGGAUUGACAAGUUCGAGUUGGCCAUUAAAUUCCACCAGCUGAAGAAACCGAAAAAGGCGCAAGCUCCUCAACCACCAACAACCCUGAAGUUUGAGGCACCGCAAAAAUCUACCGACAGUGAGCUGCUCACCCUUAGUCCAACAGCUUCGGAAAUGGGUCGUGUCAUCGUGGAAAAUCUACCACCCGAAUGGCUCGUGACGGCACCGGAAGAAAUUCAGGCCGAAAUAGCACAGCGACACUUUGAAGAUUGUUUGGCACUGUUGCAAAAGUGCGAAGAACAUCUUGCCCAGGACAGUAGCUUCCACGGAGCCGGAGAAAUUGUGGAAAAAAUAAAAUCCCUCAAAGCGUCCCUCGCGUCGGUGCUAAUGCACGAGCUGUCCAAUUCGCAAAGCCGCAGUUUGCAGGCAGCGUUACGCUCGAGCCGUCGGCCACUAAAACUGCUGGUAGAAAUGGACAAAUCACGCGAAGCUUGCGGUAUACUGUUGCGCGUUUGCACCAGUGCAAUCCGUUCCUCGCAGCGACAGGCACGGCGCAACAAUUUGGCCGUAUCGGAGCUCUUCUUCUGCGAUGUGGCACUUGUCGCAAGUGAAUUUCUGCGUGCAUUCAGUACGAAAGCUUCCUGCACAAGUGCGCUGAUCGUCUGGUGCAACAUGGAACUGCAGUACUUUGCCUCACAGCUCAUAAAGCACUAUCUCACAAAGGACACUCAGCUGGAGAUGGUUGCGAAGGUGGUUGAAGGUGUGCGCGAACCGUGCCUAAAGUUGCGCGAAAUCGGGCUCGAUCUGUCCUACCACAUGGAGGGUUUGUUGCGAAGUACGCUUGGGCAGCUGCUAGAUGAAGCACGCUACCGGUUGGUCGAUUCGAUCGGUCGUACCGAGGAUCCGUGGCAACCGUACAACUUACAAACCAAAACUGGCCUACGUUCACUGCUGAAGGAGUUCGAUGUGUUGGGCAUCGAUUUUCGUGCCUACGUUACCGGUGACACGUGGAUCAAUCUGACACAAGCGACGGUUAAUUUCUGUCGCCAUCUGCUCCAAACGACGGAGAGCUGUGCGUAUCUAGCGAAGUAUGAUUCACUGCAACGCGAUGCGGAGAUACUUAUCCGUGAGCUGUUCCUUUCACAGCAUUCGAACAAACCACCCAACUCACUAAAUGCGGACAUGAAUUUUGUAGCGAAGAACAAAACGUACAUGGCAGAAGUAUUAUUGCCUAUCGCGAUGAAACGAUUCGAACGGAUUGCGGGUAAAAAGCCGGAGCUGCUCAUGGAGUUACACGGUCAGCUGCGAACUGUUCCACCAAAACCGAAACCACGUAGUGUUUAUCAGACCGAUGUGCUGUAA
Molecule: messenger RNA, 2050 nt
Organism: Anopheles maculipalpis
Lineage: Eukaryota; Metazoa; Arthropoda; Insecta; Diptera; Culicidae
Gene: Exo84
Product: exocyst complex component 8
Exons: 5
Coding region: 14-2050 (678 amino acids)
Biological process (GO): Golgi to plasma membrane transport; intracellular protein localization; exocytosis
Cellular component (GO): exocyst
Source: RefSeq, a predicted model, not a curated record